Molecule: messenger RNA, 757 nt
Organism: Melitaea cinxia (Glanville fritillary)
Lineage: Eukaryota; Metazoa; Arthropoda; Insecta; Lepidoptera; Nymphalidae
Product: armadillo repeat-containing protein 7-like
Exons: 3
Coding region: 113-649 (178 amino acids)
Molecular function (GO): protein binding
Source: RefSeq, a predicted model, not a curated record
UUAUUGGUGUCAAAUGUUAGUGAUUAUAUUUUAAUCCGAUGUACCUACAUAAUAGUUUAUAAAAUUAUUUUUAUAGUAUAUUAUAAUUUCGAUGAUAUAAACAGACUCAUUCAUGUUUAGCAGUCAAGCUCAACUAAAGAAACGAACUCCUGAAAAUGGCAACGACCGCGAAAAUUAUUUAUCGUUAUUAGUCGAUGAGUAUAUCAACACUAAUUCCUUUGAUGCUAAAUGUCAGGUACUGGCAAAUUUAGCCAAUUUUGCGUAUGAUCCACUUAACUACGUCUACAUACGAGAUGUUGGGGUGUUAGAUAUAUUUAUUCAUGUCCUAAAGAAUGAACAAAAUGAUAAAUUAAUAAAUUUUGCUGCAUCUGGAAUAUGCAAUUUAUGUAUAGAUCCAGAUAAUGUUGAGUAUUUCUUGAACCAUGCUGCUAUAAAACCAAUAACAAAGUUACUCAAAUCAACACAUAAUGAAACUGUAGCUGAUGCUGUGACUAUUUGUAUAUAUUUAUUUAAUAGUCAUGCAAAAACAGCCAUAAAUACACCAGAAAUCAUUCAGGAUAUGCAAAACUUGAAGAAUUCAACUAACAAUAACAAAGUAGUUUCAAAUUUGGCUACUAUAUUUUUAGAUGAUGUAAACAAGAGUAAUUAGCUCAUUCUUAAUAAUAAGGUUGUCGUAAUUAUAUAAUGAAUAAGAUGCUAUCAAAUCGAUUUCCAUACAUUGCUGUUAACAAUAAAAAUUAUCAGAAAAUAUGUAAAA